Messenger RNA from Petromyzon marinus (sea lamprey), 2304 nucleotides. It is a transcript of the gene ODR4, whose product is annotated as odr-4 GPCR localization factor homolog. The record is from RefSeq and is a predicted model, not a curated record. NCBI's taxonomy places the organism in Eukaryota, Metazoa, Chordata, Hyperoartia, Petromyzontiformes, Petromyzontidae. Gene Ontology annotation, cellular component: endomembrane system. Gene Ontology annotation, biological process: intracellular protein localization.
AAUCGAUCCACUCCGCACCUCGCCCCUACCCGCGAUGUUUGCGAUCACUCCGCCCAUCGGGCGCGCAGAUUAGUCCCCCCCUCUCCUGAUCUCUAUGAUUUUUUUCAUCAAAGAGAUCAGCACUACUUUUUGGGGCCGAUUUGGUAAAGAAUCGAAAAUUUAGACACCGCAGUUUUCGAUUAAAUUGAUCGAUUCCUCACAACAAACGGUAAGGGUAUGGCUAACGAUUCAGCAUCGGUGAAUCGGUGAAUCGUUAGACUUUGCAUUUGAAUUUACGCGAAAGGUGGGAAAAUCGACACCGAGACGAUCCGAUUUAAACUGCGUUCGACUAACGAUAUCGAUCCGCGUCCAUGGAAUGUAAUAGCAAAUUCGGGAAUCGACACCCUUCAGCAGGUAACACCGUAAUAUCGAUUAACAGCGCUCAAUUUCAAUUGGGAAUAGAUUAAUAAGUGUUGUGGAUGGAAUCGAUUCCUCCACGUGUGGCUUGCUCCGCUCCAGCUGCUGGCCCAGGAGCAGAGACAGCAGCACCCUGCAGGCCCCGAUGGCCCAGACGGCCCGGCUCUUCGUGGCCGAGGAGGCGGCCGAGCGAGCUCUGAGCUCGGCCGCCGCCACGGCCCCGGCCGAGGGCCGCACCGGCCUCCUGCUGGGCCUGGCCGGCAACUCGUCCGCCUCCUCCGCCUCGUCGCUGUCAAACCGCGACGUGGUGCUGCUGGCCGUGCCCACCCCGGCCCGCGAUGACGACGAAGAGGAGGAGGAGGAGGAGGAGGAGGACGGGGAGCGUGCGGGCGAGGCGUGGGCGGCGGAGCACGCCCGCCUCGUCCGCCGAAUGCUCCCGGGGGGCAUCGCCAUCCUCGGCGUUUUCCUCGCCUUCCCCAGCGGCGGCGGCGGCGGCGACGGCGACGGCGGCGACACCGAGAAGCGGCAGGCCAAGCUGCGGCGGCUCCUGUUCGGGAUGGAGCGUGCCCUGGCCCGGGGGCGGCCUCCACAGGGAAGAGGAGGAGACGACGACGAUGACGACGACGAUGACGAUGACGGCGAGGCGGACGGGAAGCACCGAGCUGCGCUGCUCGCCGUUGGCCCCAGCGGCCGCCGCUGGUGCAGCUCCUACGACGUCCGCGACGCCCAGGCGCCAGCGUCGCGCGCCGAGUGGAGGCUCCGGCCGAAGCCGCCGCCGCACCAGCAGCAGCAGGGCGCGACGCCGCUCCUCGUCGAGCUGCGCUGCACCCUGCACCUCGAACUGCGCGCGCCGCUCUCCCCGCCCGGCGGUCGCGGUGGCGGAGCGUCGGCCGCCGGGGCCCUGCGCGCCGCGACGCGCCAGCUGGCGGGGCAGCUGCGGCGCGCCGUGUGCCUCGUGGACGGGAGGUUCCUGCGCGACGAUGAGGCCAUCGGCCCUGCGGACGGCGGCGGCGGCGGCGGCGGUGGCCGGCGGCGUCUAAAGCAACAGCAGCAGCGCCCGUGCCCGCCCAUCGCCGUGCGGAUCCUGCUACCGCCCCCCGGGGCCGCCGCCGGGGCCGCCGCCCCCGGUGCGGGGGGGCCGUGCCCCCACGGCCUGCUGCAGAUCGUCGGCUCGGCAAGCUGCCGGGCGCUCGUCAACCCCCAGCGGAGGCCGCUGCUGGCGGGGCCGGCGCUGAGGGCGCUGAAGGCAGACGCCGUGGCCUCGCUGUGGACGCGCUUCGAGCUGCUGCUGGAAGAGGAGGAGCUCGUGGGGGCGGGGCGCGAAGCCGCGGCUGUGGCCACGGCCCUGCCCCGCCGAGUCUUCGUCCCCGUGCCGGGCCUAUGGGGUGCCCGCCUCUGCCACUUUGCCUUCCCCGACGAGACGGCGGCCGACUGCGCCGCAAGGGUCGGCGAGGUCCUGGGCAUGGACCUGGGACUCGCCGGGGCGGAGGAGGUGGAGGAGGCCGAGGAGGUGGUGGCCAUGGUGGUGGAGGAGGAGGAGAAGGCCCCGGGACCCAUUGUCACCGCCGAUGGCGCUGAUGGUGAUGGGAGUGGAGGAGCGUGUGGACCGGAGGCGAUGAGGAGGAGAAGGAGGAAGGAGGAGGAGGAGGAUGGGAGGGGUGGUGUGCGAGGUGAAGUCGGCAUUGCCGGGAGGCUGUGCCGCUCACCGCCCUGGCUGGUGGUGGGCGCCGGAGUGGCCGUGGUGGCCGUGGUGGUGCUGCUGCUGCUCUACGCAGCGGUGGCCGACUGAGUGACGAGGAGGAAGAAUGAAUACACGGCAGCGGCGGCGGCGGUGGUGGUGGCGGUAAUUUGCGCGAAAUAAUGAAGGGGCCGAUGAUGAUGAAUAAAUAAAUAAUAAUGCUGAAGCGA